CAUAGGAGAACAUGUUCACAGGGAGUGGGGUGUUUACAGAUACAGGAAUGGAUCUGACCAUAGGGGAAUACACGUACAUUAUGCAUAGAUUGGGAAAGUGUUGAUGUCCACGAGGAAAGUGUUCUUGUGCUGCAAGUGUGGAUAGUGCAAAGCUGUAAAUGGUAAUACAAUUAUAAGCUGGGGUAUGAGGAAGGGAAGGGAAAAAAUUACUUUUUCAUGGCAUUUUGUGUUACUGUUGUUGUACUGUUGACAUGUUGUUCCUGGAGCACCACAUUAUUGCAGUCCCUGGAAUAACAAAUUGAUGUUGUUGCAGGAAGUAUGAAUAUAUGUAUUUAAAGGAAUAAAUAGCUUAUCUAAAAGAGGUAAAAGAGGAUAUAUGAUAUUUAUCUCUGAUGUGCAAGCUGAGGAACAGUGAAAGAAACGGUCUGAUUAUUAGCUACAAGCUAAUCAAUGUUGUAGUUUAUGUCUGCGAGUAGGCUACAUUAGCCCCUCCCUUUCCAUUGUUGGUUCGAACAAAGUUUUUUUUCAAUGCUUCAUGUUUGGGUAACACAACCAAACAAAGGCUUCAUUAGUGAUCUUAAUGAACAAAUAUCCCUUUUUUUCUAGUAACGACUUGGCGCAUAGAUAAGAAACGAUCAGGAAUUCAGCAUCUACCUCGCAUCAACAAGAACAUCGGCAUAAACAAGGGUAGGGAGUAAACAAACUCGAUGCGUUAAAUACAGUUGUAAACAUGUUUGGCAAGACACUUAAGAACUUUUCUGUAAAUUUCUUCUCCCCAAAUCCGAGAGGUACAUUCUCUGGUGGUGAAACGGUCUCGGGUGAAAUUAGUUUCGAACUCACCCAAGACACCAAGAUCCAGAACAUAUCCAUGGCCCUCAAAGGCAAAGCGAAAGUUUCGUGGGCCGUUCGACGGGGUGGUAAAAGACGGGUUGUCUCAGCAAAAGUGGAAUUAUUUAACUUGAAGAGCUAUGUUCUACAAAUCCAGAACGAUGAAAUAGUUCUCAAACAGGGCAUCCACGUGUACCCCUUCAGCUGCCAGAUUCCCCAUGGAGAUUUCCCAUCUUCCUUUGUUGCGAAGGCUAACGGAAGAAUAUCAUAUAAAGUGAUAUUUGGAAUACACAGGUCAUGGCACGUGGCCAAAGAAUUUGAAUCAGAAUUCAAGUUUGAAAGCCAUGUCGCCAGUGAUCCUGAGCUUUUGAUGCCAAUGUCAGCUGCCAAUAGCAGGACUAUCUGCGGCCUCUGGUGUACCUCUGGGUCCAUCUCUAUGGUUGUGCGUCUGGAAAGAAAAGGCUAUGCUCCAGGAGAUAUUAUAAAAAUUUCGGCUGAGAUUGGGAAUGGUUCUUCUCGGAGCAUUGUGCCAAAAGCUGCUCUGGUUCAGAAACAAAUAUUCUACACAUUAACCAGAAGUAGAAAUAGAGUUCUGCCCAAUAUUCUGGUCUGCACUAUGGGCCAGGCUGUCAAACCCAAUAUCUCAGACUUCUACCUUGAGCUAACGCUUGCCAUUCCCGACGAUGCUCCCUUAAGCAUAGCUAACUGUGAGAUCCUUGAGGUUGAAUACGUUGUCAUGGUGACUCUGCUGAUGAAGGGAUGCUCUAGCCUUGAGACCCUGUUCCCCAUUGUGCUCUGGGGUACUCCUCUGCAUUAAGAAGAGUGCCAACCACCUCCAUAUUCUAAGGUUGCAUAACAUUAUUGGAGUAAUGUAUCCUAUUUGGAGUUGUGCUUAUUUAAUGACUUCAUUAUUUUCGCUAUUUUUAAAUAAUUCUUCAGGGAUUUUAUACUCUCCACCUAUGAAGUCUAAAUCAUUUUAUAGUUUUUAUCAGUCGCUUGUGGUUGUUCAACCUCCACAUCAUCUUAUCACUUGUGCCCAUCAUAACAGCAGUUUAUCAAUAUUUUUAACAUUUUGCAAAUGUGGUAUGUGCAACUGCUCUUUUAUCUUACCCUCAAAACAUUUAGGUAUGUAGUCUUUGUAGAAGUCGUGACAUGGAGAUGGGUUAAACCAGUUCUCAUUAUGUGUCAACCAUUUGCUUCAUCAGUUGCAGUGACAUGAUAUUUUUAGAAUGUUUGCUAAAUGACUUGAAUUGUCAUUCAAACCUUGAUUGUUUAGAUGUGGUAAACUGGUUUAGUAAGAAACAGCUUGCCAAAUUACAUACUGUAUGUGGUCAUUUGGGUCAAUGUCAACUUUCUCCAACUGUUUUGAGAUGGAUUUACUGUUUUGAAAAUGUAAGUAUGGGCUAGACUUUAUUUUGCAGAGUCAAAUGGAAGCUUUGCCAGUGAAAAUGAAUGGUAGAAAUCUUAUUCUAUUUGUAUUGCUUGUGAAUGCUCAGAAAGGUACUAUGCUUAUAGCCAAAUUAGCCAAUACUGGAACAUAGCUCAUAUAGUUCAUGUUAGCACAUCAUACAAACCUUCCAUGAUUGCAUUGUACCUACACAAUAUCAUUUCCUUCACUGUGUUCAUUCCAACCACAGCUAGACAAUUAUGUUAGCAGUAGUUCUGUUUGGAACCUGCAUCUAUUAACUUGAAAUAUAUCCACCAGUCCUCUGUCCUACAAUCUUAAUGAGGUUGGAAAGCACAUACCCAGUUAUACAAUAUUAUUAAGUACCUUAUAAGUGAAUCAGGGAAGAUAAUAUCAAACCAGUCCUUUCUCUGUGAUCAAUUUUAACCAAAGAUAGACAAAUAGUAGAAGAUAUACUAUAGACCAUCACAGAGUGCAUUGUAUUUCCCUUGCUCAAGCUGUUGCCUUUUCAAAACUAUUUACAAUCAAACAAGGUCUAAUCACAUUUUUUUUACAUCACAGUCUGUUCCAUUGAACAAUGUAUACAAAAUUGUAUUACAUUCAAUGUAAAUUUGAUUUCCUUUGUUCACAUGUAAUCUGGAGUUUUUUUUUCCAGUUUAUAGAAGUGAAAAGAGACAUGUCCACUGACCCAAACCACCACUCUUUAACACGCACAGCAAGUCAAUCACACCUACACCCACUGCUCUAAGGGGGGCCACACAUUUGUUUGACUAUUCAGUAUUCAAACAUGCUGGUGUGCCAUUGGCAGUUUUAUAUAUGUUAUAUACAUGUAUAUAUGUGAUUGUAAUGUGAUAUACAUGUGAUGUAUAUAUGUUUACUUUGUUGGAUUUGUAAUCAAGUACACAUUUUGUUGCACAGCUGUUUUGGCCCUUUGACGUAGUUCUCUACUGAGUAUUGCUGUUUUGGGCCCAUGAAAGAGGGACGAUUAGUUGCGAUGCUAUUAUAGUUGGGCCAUCCCGCAGUGAACAAUCCACAAUAUCACUACCGACCUUCCCAUCUCGUAUCCUACACUUAAGACUAAUUUAUGGUCGGCCUUUUACGCAGACACGCAAGAGCCCCUUGCGUCAGUGCGAACCCCCUCUUUACGGCUUGCGUGCACCUCCCAAAUUUUUUAACUAUCCGAAGAGGCGACGCAAGCUGCACGCAGACCGCAGGGCUGUGAUUGGUCCAACCCAUCGCUGUUUACCUUUUGGGUAGAAGCGUACAUUAAAUAGCUGGCUCAGACACCUCGCAAAUUCCCUCAAACAUAUUUUUCAGUUACAAAUAACGGGGUUUUUACAUUGCACAGUGUCCAUGUCCAUGACACGGUAGCAAAAAAAGUGAAAAAAAUAAACUUUUACAUCUAGA
Clupea harengus (Atlantic herring) is the source of this 3640-nucleotide messenger RNA. RefSeq names its product arrestin domain-containing protein 3-like. Lineage: Eukaryota; Metazoa; Chordata; Actinopteri; Clupeiformes; Clupeidae. The record is from RefSeq and is a predicted model, not a curated record. Gene Ontology annotation, cellular component: cytoplasm; plasma membrane. Gene Ontology annotation, biological process: protein transport.